AUGCCACCCAACCCCAAAUCCCGUCUCACCCCCACCGCCAAAAACAAACCCAAACCCACCGCCCCAACCGGCCCCCCGCACCCCUUCAAACCCGCCCCAACCUCCCUCGAGCCCCUAUACACCACUCUCCCCCCCGGCCACGUCUACAUCGCCCACACCGACCCACGCGCCGCCGCCUUCAAGCGCAAGCUCUUUCUCGUCCCCGUCGCCCUCAACCUCGCGGUGAUCGCCCUCUUCUUCCUCCGCAUCUGGUACAUCGCGCCCUACUACGUCGCGCUCUUCGUGUCCGGCGCGCUGGGCCACACCAACGAGACGACGCUGAACGUGGCCGCGCUGUCGUGGGGCGCGCUGGCGCAGGCGAUUGUGCGGCGGGCGGCGACGUUCUUGUUGGAUUUUGUGUUGGGCGUGUUUGUGUGGCCGUGGCCGUAUGAGUUUUUUGUGGGGACUACGGGUCGGGGUAGUCCGAUUGCGUGGCGGUGGGCGGUGGGGUUCAGGGAGAAGGAGGUGUAUGUGCGGAGGAGCAGGGAGAGCUGGGAUGCGGUGUUGAGGGAGGAAGGGGUGGAUUUGUUUGAUGUGGAUAGUGCUGAGGCGCGGGAGGGGAGGGAUGCGGUUUUGGGCCGGGUGAGGGCUGCGACUUCGCCGAUGUUUAUGCAGCAGAAGACGGGGUAUUUGACGAUGGAUGGGCAGUGGGAUCUGGACUGGCGCGGGAUGGUGGAUGCUACGCGGUUGGUGGAUAAGAAGGAGGUGACGCUGGACGCGCUGAAGUUGGUGGUGUUGCUGCAUCACGGCAAGUUUGGCUGGGUUACGGUGGACUUGGGCCAGGCUGAGACUGCGGAGCAGGACGAGCGCCGGAGACAGGUUAUUUUGUUCCGGGAGGCGCUGGCUUCGCUGGGCAAGGAGGACUUGUUCUUCCGCUGGGUCGAGAUGAUUCAGUUUGAGACCACCCAGCCUGGUGGCUUUACCAAGGAGCGACAGGUCAUGGCCGCGCAGAAGAUCCGGGAUUUGUUCCAGGCCAAUGGUGUGGACUUUGACGGGCUCUGGAAGGAGACGGUCGGCACUGAGGGGCUAGCUGGCAUGCCUGCUGCCUAG
Molecule: messenger RNA, 1089 nt
Organism: Dichotomopilus funicola
Lineage: Eukaryota; Fungi; Ascomycota; Sordariomycetes; Sordariales; Chaetomiaceae
Exons: 1
Coding region: 1-1089 (362 amino acids)
Source: RefSeq, a predicted model, not a curated record